Messenger RNA from Solea senegalensis (Senegalese sole), 1347 nucleotides. RefSeq names its product eukaryotic translation initiation factor 4E-1A-like. Gene Ontology annotation, molecular function: translation initiation factor activity; RNA 7-methylguanosine cap binding. Bases 115 to 765 code for a protein of 216 amino acids. NCBI's taxonomy places the organism in Eukaryota, Metazoa, Chordata, Actinopteri, Pleuronectiformes, Soleidae. Gene Ontology annotation, cellular component: cytoplasm; eukaryotic translation initiation factor 4F complex. The transcript is spliced from 7 exons. The record is from RefSeq and is a predicted model, not a curated record. Gene Ontology annotation, biological process: translational initiation.
ACUCCACUGCUUUUUAACCUGUGGUCUUCCUGCGCACGCGCCCUACGGAGCACCAGAUGGCCCAAUCAGCUAUUUUAACUCACGCCCAAAAACAAACCGAAUGGUUCCUUGAAGAUGGCGACGGCUCUUGUGGUGUCAACUUCUCUUCCUGUCAAUCCUGAGAAGGAAAAAUGUGCAACAUCCAUUCAAAAGGUUGUGAAUCCUGAAGCUUACAUCAAGCACCCACUACAAAACAAGUGGGCUCUUUGGUUUUUCAAGAACGAUAAAAGCAAAACAUGGCAGGCCAACCUUCGUCUCAUCUCAAAAUUUGACACGGUGGAAGACUUCUGGGCGUUAUACAACCAUAUUCAGCUAUCAAGUAACCUGAUGUCUGGCUGUGACUACUCACUGUUUAAGGAUGGAAUCGAGCCCAUGUGGGAAGACGAGCGGAACCGACGAGGCGGCCGCUGGCUGAUAACGCUGUCCAAACAGCAGCGCAGAGCAGACCUGGACCGGUUCUGGUUGGAGACGCUUUUGUGUCUCGUGGGCGAAGCAUUUGACGACCACAGCGACGACGUGUGCGGCGCCGUCAUCAACGUGCGAGCCAAAGGAGAUAAAAUAGCAAUAUGGACCACAGACUUCGAGAACAAAGAGGCCAUUACGCACAUAGGGCGUGUGUAUAAGGAGAGAUUAGGUGUUCCGCAGAAGGUGAUCAUCGGAUACCAGUCACACGCCGACACGGCCACAAAGAGCGGCUCCACAACCAAGAACAAGUUUGUUGCCUGAGGAUUGUUCACCGAAUUGUCUUUUUUUUUUUCUUUUUUUCUUUCCCCUGGCACCAAGCACAGGUUUUCUGUUUGUUUGUUUUUUUUCCAACCCACAAAUGUAAAGCACUAUUUCUGUGAAAUGUUUUGAAAUUUAAGAUAAAAAAUUAUUCUUUGGUUUGCCUACUCGCCAUUUGACCAAAGCUUUGUUUAUGGUGAAGAGUACAAGCAGUUUUUUUUUUUUUUGUGGUGGUGGGCUGAGUGUGUUCCGUUUUGUACUCUGGUGCGUUGAUUUAUUCCGCCGGUAGUGUAUAUAAAUAAUUUUUCAGUCAUAAAACAUUAAAGAGAAAAAACAAACAGCAAAAAAAAAAAAUCCUUUAGCAUUAAAAAAACGUUGAAUGUGAACAUGAUUUAACUAUAGAUCCUAUUUUCAAAGAAUAGUAAUUGAAAGAAUAUUUUGUAAUUUUUGGGUUGGCAGUUUAACAUAAUUAAGCCACUUUAUUGCCUCUUCAAACCUAGUUGUGAGCAAGAGGCCUCAGUUUGAACUCUUGCUUCUUGUCAGCUUGUUCAAAAUGUGAACUAAUUAAAAUUUAAAUGUUCAGGA